Talaromyces atroroseus is the source of this 1080-nucleotide messenger RNA. RefSeq lists its product as hypothetical. The coding region runs from base 1 to 1080 and encodes 359 amino acids. NCBI's taxonomy places the organism in Eukaryota, Fungi, Ascomycota, Eurotiomycetes, Eurotiales, Trichocomaceae. Gene Ontology annotation, biological process: protein monoubiquitination; protein polyubiquitination. Gene Ontology annotation, molecular function: ubiquitin protein ligase activity. The transcript has 2 exons. The record is from RefSeq and is a predicted model, not a curated record.
AUGGCUGACGAUGCUAAUGUUCGACAAGAAAUUCUUAACAAGACUCUCCAGGAGGUAGCGCUUGAAGAUGAAGACGGCUCAGCAAGCCCUUGCGUCAUAUGCUUAGACACCGUCAGCGAGCCAGCGGUUGCCAUACCCUGCAACCAUGCCAAUUUUGAUUUCCUGUGUCUCGCGAGCUGGCUUCAGCAGCGUCGUGUAUGUCCCUUGUGCAAAGCAGAGUUGACUGCAAUCAAGUACGAUCUUCAAUCAGCAGGAGGCCCGAAGCUUUAUGCUCUUCCAUCAGACCCGGAAGCUCGCACCGCUGCCUAUGCAGCCCGAGUAGAUCACGACCCCGCGUUUCACAGGCAUCGUCCUCGUCCAAGACCCUCUCAACAUCGGACACCCUCUAUUCGGGAUACCGACGACGCUCUAGCGUGGCGCCGUCAUGUUUAUCGCAAACAGCUCUUUUCGCUCCAUGUUGGCUCCAACCGUUUGUCGCAAUACCGCGAACUGACUCCGCAAUUAUUCAACCAUGACGAGAAUCUGGUAUCUCGUGCUCGCAAAUGGAUCAGGCGAGAGCUGCAAGUUUUCGAGUUUUUGAAUCCAGAUGGUACCGAGGAGCGCAACGAAGAGUCAAAUGGGAGACCAAGACCCGGCGAACAGAGACUUCAUAAUCGACGAGCCAAUAAUGCGGAAUUCCUUUUGGAAUAUAUCAUUGCCAUUCUGCGCACAGUAGAUAUGAGGGGUAGUGCAGGACAGGCGGAAGAGCUCCUGCAGGAAUUUAUAGGGAGGGCAAAUGCUCGGUUGUUUUUGCAUGAGCUAAAUGCAUGGUUGAGGAGUCCUUAUAACUCACUUCAGGACUGGGAUCGCCACGUGCAGUAUCGUGAUAUCAACGUCCCAAGCAGGCCUCUUUCUGCUGUAGGUGAUGAGCGCGAUUCAGGCUCUGAUCUACGGUCUGUAUCCAGAUCACCUCGAGUUGAGCUUGGAAGAGUCGUGAAACGUCACGGGCUGCAAUCAUCCAGGGAGAGGGCGCGCCGUGAUGAUCCUGCAGCACGAACACGACGAUUGCAACAUGCGCGACAGAGAUAUCAACCUGACUGA